Molecule: messenger RNA, 1483 nt
Organism: Lymnaea stagnalis (great pond snail)
Lineage: Eukaryota; Metazoa; Mollusca; Gastropoda; Lymnaeidae
Source: the annotation of a GenBank genome assembly
GUCGACCACUUCACACUGGAAAUGUUGACAAUCGUCGUCUUCCUUGCAUUGUGCGCAGUCGUCUCCCUUUUCGGGGUCCUCUCCAACUUCCUCAGCAUCGUCGUCCUGACCAGGGCCGGCUUCCAGGACACGGUCAGCAUCACCUUGCUGGGGCUGUCGGUGUCCGACCUGGGUAGUCUGCUGUCCGUCCUGUGGAGGAACUUCACGAUGAGGGAGCUCGUCUCCACCACCGACCUGCCCCACUACGCCCUGGAGUACCUGUACCUGUCAGGCGGGACCAGUCUGGUCUGGUUCACGCGGACCACCACUUGGAUAUCUGCGUACAUGACCUUCAAACGGUUUCUCUGCAUCAUCGUGCCGCUAAAGGUAAGGUGUAGACAUGGACAGGUAAGUUCUACAUACAAUCUCGCAAGGAGUACACAAUGACUUUAGUUGCAUAUAAGGAGGGUAAUUUAUAAAACCAGUUCACAAUGAGUUGUACACAAGGUCUGGUCACUCUCCAUUUAGAUUUCGUUUCGAGAUGUCAGACUUUUGAUCUACUGAAACAUUUUUAGAACCUGGAUUUAAAUAAAAACACCUUUGAAAACAUACAUGUUAGAAAUGUUGAUUUGUUUCGUGGAGUAUCUUCAUCUAAAAGUAACAACUCCUUGAUGUAAUACCACGGUGGUUGACAAGGUAAUGCACCCAAUCUUGUUUAUCGUAAUCCAAAAUAUGAAACAAGGCGAUAUCAUUGAGAUCAUCGUAUAAUUUGACGAUUAACUCUAAUAAUUGUUCAGAUCUUUAAACCUAACGUGUUUAUCUAUGUAAGUCAGUACAGACUGUUAAUGACAUGGCCGACCAAUUCUUCUUUUUUUUUUAAACUCACUAAUAAGCGUCAGAUAAUUUCAUUAAUUGAACAUAUUUUGUGUAUCUUUUUAUCAGGUGAAAACCAUCAUCACCAGGAAGCGAGCCAUCGUCAUCAUCGUCUGCAUCUACGUCAUCACGUUGGCCACGGUCCUCCCGGCCUACUACGCCACGCAGAUGACACUCGAGUUCUCACCGGAAGCCAACAAGUCCAUCCUCGUGCUCUUCUUCACCCGGGACCGAGAUCUCGUGAACCUGAUGGCGUCACCCGUCUACAACGUCGUCCUCCAGGUGGCGUCCUUCAUCGCCGUGGUCGCCUUCACGGCGGCGCUCGUCGUGGAGCUUGAGAAUAAAAAAAACGUGGAGGAAGACCGCGGUGACGUCACGUCCGGCGUCCCUGACCGACAAGGACCGCAAGGUGGCGCAGAUGGUCGUCCUGAUAGCGGUGAACUUCAUCCUCGGUUACGUCCCCAUCACGGUGUGCUACGUGUGGGCCAGCGUCCAGCCCGUGCUCAGCGAUGCGUUCACCUUGGUUACAACGCUGGCCGUGUUCUCCAUAGCGGUCAACUCGUCGGUCAACAUACUGGUGUAUCUGAAGAUGAGCACCAGGUUCCGUAAGACGUUUCACGAGUUGUUUCGU